This is a messenger RNA of Sparassis crispa, 2601 nucleotides long. RefSeq lists its product as hypothetical. Bases 1 to 2601 code for a protein of 866 amino acids. Gene Ontology annotation, biological process: mRNA export from nucleus; nuclear-transcribed mRNA catabolic process, nonsense-mediated decay. The record is from RefSeq and is a predicted model, not a curated record. Gene Ontology annotation, molecular function: RNA cap binding; mRNA binding. Gene Ontology annotation, cellular component: nucleus; nuclear cap binding complex. NCBI's taxonomy places the organism in Eukaryota, Fungi, Basidiomycota, Agaricomycetes, Polyporales, Sparassidaceae. The transcript has 13 exons.
AUGAGUAACCACCAUGGAGGUCACCGGCGACGGAACUACAGAGGUGCAGAUGACUAUGACAACCGACGGGAAGUGUACGACACUCCAGAGAAGAAGCUUAGGAGGACUAUCAUCACACUAGGCGAAGUGGAUCCCAUAGAGGAGAUUCCUAAGGUUUCGAAAGAAAUUCGGGCGAAUGCUGUGCUCGGUAUUCGAGCCAUCGCAGAGAACCUGUGGAUAAGUGUAACAGAGCAACCGUUCAAGAUCCCUUACUAUGCAGCUUUACUCCGUGAUCUAUAUGAAGCGUCGGAGGAAUCUACUACUGAUGCCAGUGGCUCGUCUCUAGGACAGCAGGUGCUGGAAGAGUUCUGGAGGGGUUUUCAAGCAUUCCUCGAUGGUCUCGCAUGGAGAGAAAUUCGCCUUUGCAUCCACUUUUUUGCGCAUUUGACGGUAGCAAAUAUUGUCACUCCACAGUCCAUGUUCGAGCUGUUAAAGUCGUUCACUGCCGUACUGGAGGAGUUGAACCUUGCCAAUAGUCGGGCUCGGAACGCAGCAUUCUGUGCCGCGGAAGGCCUUAUGAUAGCAGGCCCCGUCAUCAAGGAAGAUUCUUCCAGGGUGUCCGAGAUUAUUGAUUCAAUUACCGCUUACACCGAGUCGAUUUCCAAGUCCAAGCUACUUGUGCAACCUAUAGUCAAGCUUUAUGGGGAUUCUACAGCCAUAGAAAAUGCUGACGAGUUGUUAGAUUCGGCGCUUACUGUGCUCAAGGCUCUGCAGGCUUCUGACUUUGCAGAGACCACGAACACCUUCCCGCAGCCAUACUCGCGCUACCCUGCUAUUAGCGAACCACGGUUCGAGCUGCGAUCUAUCUUGGUUGCUCCCGACGUGGACGACCUGCCAGCAGAGACAAACGACGACGCACGGGUGGAGAAGGAGCAAUGGCCACAAUACUAUGUCCGCCUGUUCGACAACGAUGUGACGCCGGAUCCGACAACGCCCGUGGGGUAUGCGUUACGUUCUGGUCUGAUUGACCUGAUCGACGUCUUUGAGGUAAACCGGAAAGAGUGUGCACGGUUACUGCUGGAAUUUCCGAAAUGGACGCUACCCGGUACAUUCAAGCCAACGCCGGGCGCGCCUCCCCAGGAGCCCGUACCCGGAAAGGACUGGCAACUGGAGAGUACCGUCAUUGAGACUAUCCUGGGUUCCGUGUUCCUCCUUCCAGAAUCACAGCACAGGUCGAUCUAUUAUAUUGCUCUGAUCACUGAACUGUGCAAGCUGUCUCCACCGACAGCUGGACCUGCUGUUGGCAAGUCAAUACGCAAACUGUAUGCUCUCUUGGCCGACGGACUAGAUGUCGAGGUCUCGCAUCGCUUGGCCGACUGGUUCUCUGUGCACAUGAGUAACUUCAACUUCGCCUGGGUUUGGAAAGAAUGGAUCCCCGACCUUUCUCUAUCGGUUCACCAUCCAAAGCGUGUGUUCAUGCGGCGAGUAGUCGAGUUUGAAAUUCGGCUCUCGUACUACGAUCGGAUACUGAAGACUCUGCCUGAGCCGAUGCAAGGCGCCGAUGCUGCUGUUAUGCCAAUGGAGGCCCCAGGUCCAGAUUACGAAUAUGACGACCCCGGCAAGCCUCAUCAUGAAGCCGCCCAGACAGUGCUGAAUCUCCUACGCGGUCGUACGAAGGCGGAGGACGUCAUUGAGCUACUCGGAACGCUGAAGAACUCACUGGCAGAGAGCGCUGAAGGGGAGGUCAACACCGACUGUGUGAUCCGCUCAAUUGCAGUCCAGUCGCUGCUCCACAUCGGCUCAAGAUCGUUCUCUCACUUCCUUAACGCGAUCGAGCGCUACAUAUCUCUCCUCCGCAACCUGGCCUCGGGCGGAAUAUCGAGCACCGGCGGUGGCUCCAACACGGAGGCCAGGAUGGAUAUCCUCAGCGCCGUCGCAUCGUUUUGGAAGCGGAGCAAGCACAUGGUGGUGAUUGUCUUUGACAAGCUGAUGCAGUAUCAGAUCGUCGACCCAACGGAUGUGGUGUCCUGGACCUUCACCCGUGGAGGGUUGCAUUCGGCAACUGCAGCCCAAUUUGUGUUUGAUGCGUUCCAGUGGGACAUCCUUAAGGGUGCACUAGAGAAGGCCAACGGGCGAGUCAUGGUUGCCCGCCGGCGGGUCACGCAAUUGCGGAAGGAGGCCGACGAUAAUGCGGCCGCGACAAUGGCGUCCAUGGAUGUGGAUACCGCCGCCCAACCAGAUACCAUUCCCGCGGUUGAGUCCCCUGCUCUAACCACCGCGCUUCGAGCCUUCGAGACACUCAGCCGGGAGCAGAAGGCCGCCAUCGUCCGCACCGUGGAAUGCUUCGUUGAGGGUCUCGCUUCAGCAUCACAUCCGAACGCGAAGGCUAGCGAGGUCGCCACGGAGAGGGCCUGGCACAAUCGUGCCAAUUGGAGCGAAGCUGAAUGGGAGGCCUGGGAGACAUGGUGUUGGUACAGGCAUUUUAGCAGGGCGUUCGCCCCCUACCUCCGCAAUUACACCCAAACCCUCGAGGCGCUCUGCCUCUCCAAAACUGGCCCUUCGGAUCCCGCCGUGGAUCUGUUCAAGAAGACGUGGAACAUCACAAUAGGACAGGAGGUGUGA